Messenger RNA from Protopolystoma xenopodis, 495 nucleotides. The record is from the annotation of a GenBank genome assembly. Lineage: Eukaryota; Metazoa; Platyhelminthes; Monogenea; Polystomatidea; Polystomatidae.
CAUUCUGCUAAGGUGGCGAUAUCUGCUAUCGUGGCACUGCAAGAUUCAGUAUUAGAAAAUCCUAGCAUCGAAACCCAUGACUCUUCAGCCCAACAAUCCGAAUGCCUGCAGCGCAUCUGUAUUCAUGUACGCUCACUGUCUCAUUGGGCACCUGCCAGUAUCGGCCCAUAUAGUCAAGCUUCUGGCAUCAGGCGCUUACCAGCCCCCUACAUUAACGUAAGCGGUAGCGGUGACGGAGAUACGCUCGUAUUCUACGCCGGCCAGAUUGGAUUGCUGCCGGAGACGCUCGAGUUACCGGCUCUAGAUCCACUGAAGAGCGUACCUGAGGAGUUACAGGUUCAUUCUAUGCCUUGUCACUUCCGGAGGCACUUCCAUUCCGACGAUCAAGUAUGCCCAAUCGAAUUAUUCCCAAAAUCAAGGGAGGCUUGGCUUGCCUUGCGCAAUUGCCAUCGCGUGGUUCAGGUGAGCUUCGAUAAUUUCCUUUUUCUUAUUUGA